CGGAAAUUUUGUUCGCGAUGGAAUUUGAUAGAGAAAUACACGGAUGCCCUUCCGGAGCCUUUUUGACCACGCCUUGAUAAAUCGAUUUGUGCUGCGUAAAAUCCGGCUGCCGGUCAAGAAACCGCUGUACAAUUUAAGACAACGAAGCACAGCCCUUGGGCCAAUCAGCCAAAUAUUGUGAAGUAGUGGUGACUAAUUCGCACGGCACCUCUACGUACGAGGACCAUCGUUUCCCGCUCACUCCGGCAGUCAUAUUGGAAUCGCGUCGAUAUGGCACAGCUCAGUAAGCAGAAAGCUUCAUAUCGAAUCGGCUGAUAAAUCUCUCUCAGAGACUCCUGCUUAUAAUGCAGGUCAGUGGGGACGUUCGUUACUAUCAACAUGGCUCCCAUCCCCACUGCACUCAUCGGAUUGUCGGCGAACUCGACCUCGUCGUGGGCCGUCUCUGCGCACCUGCCCUACCUGCUCUCCGCACACGGACGAUCUCGCUACACCAUCGUCGCCGUUCUCAACUCGUCCAAAGAAUCUUCUCUCGCUGCUAUCAAGCACUUCAACCUCCCCGCCGAGACGCGCGCGUACGGUUCGCCCGCGGAACUGGCGGCGGAUAAGGACAUUCGGCUUGUCGUGUGCAGCACGCGUGUCGACAGGCACUACGAGACCGUCCUCGCGUCUGCCCAGGCUGGGAAAGACGUGUACGUCGAGUGGCCGCUAGCGCAAGAUACCAAGCACGCAAAGGAACUGGCUGACGCCGCCCGAAAUGGUGGUGGGCGGACAAUGGUCGGUCUGCAAGGCCGUGUUAGCCCCUUGACGCUGCGGCUCAAGAAGCUGAUCGAGGAUGGGCGGAUCGGGAAGGUUCUGAGCACGGAGUUCCAUGGCGCAGGCGCGACCAAAGGACGCGAUUCAGUGCCCAAAGGGGCCGAAUAUUUCCUCCAGCGCUCGGUUGGUGGGAAUGUCAUCACCAUCUUUGGAGGCCACGGUUUCGAUCUGAUACAGGCAGUUCUGGGCGAGGCCACCGAGAUCAAGUCGCAGCCGCAGCUGCAACGUCCGAUCAACACCGUACGCGACCCCGCGACCGACACCGUCACCGACACCAUCAAGUCCGACGUACCGGACCUAUUUAUCGUCACCGCACGCCUGACGGAGUCGCCGACCGUCGUGCGCGACGCAUCCCUGCUGUUUCGCUUCCGCCGCAGUCCCCCGUUCCCGGGCGAGCCCGCGCUUGUGUGGAGCAUCGCAGGCGAGAAGGGCGAGAUACGCGUGACGAACCAGGCGUCUUCCAUGCUGCAUAUGGUGUCCGCCGGCAUUGUUGUCGAGGUGCAUGAUUUCGAGACGGACAAGGUGGAGAAGGUCGAAUUUGACCUACAAGAGUCCUGGCCGGGGGACGCAACUGCUCCACUGCCGUCAAAAAUUGUGGGACUGUUGUAUGACCGUUUUGCCACCGAAGGGCAAUACCCGACUUGGGAGGACGCCGUGAAGCGGCAUGGGCAGAUCGAUGACUUCGUUGCUGGAUGGGUCGCUUAGACGUGAUGUGCACACAUCCUCGAGUAGUUUUCGAAUCGCGAGCAUAUUGAAAUUGGCUGGAAUGCAUGACCUGAUCCUAUCUGGAGAGACCAUUAGAUCUCCAUACCGAAUAUAUGCGCACCACCUCGGUCCAUCGUGCGAGCGCAAAUAUGAAGGGGAAUACAGAGAUCGUAGCCCCAAAACAAGCCCCCCACCAUUGCGGAGCCAGCCCACGGUUAGCAACAAAGAUGCCGGCAAUCACCCUCAGGGCAAGUUCCUCGCACGAUUAUGAGUCAGAUUGAAGGUGCAUAACGCUUUGAGACUGUGCAUGACCCAAUGCCCGGAUGCCCUGCAGAGCGGGCCUGGGACGGUCCACCUCGUGAAGGACAUAGACGACGACAAAGACAGGCGAAGGGCUGUCUAUAGCAUCCCAGGUGCGGUGAAUAAGCGCCAGGAUCAGGGAGAAAGUCGUGGUGAGCGUGUCCUGAGAACCGUGACAUUGAAGUCAGCAAACAGGUGUCCAAGGCCCCGAUCGGGUGCACUGCUUUUAGUGGUGUGUUGUAAUCAAAUUUGGUGAUGUUGUUAACUAGAGC
Molecule: messenger RNA, 2090 nt
Organism: Mycena citricolor
Lineage: Eukaryota; Fungi; Basidiomycota; Agaricomycetes; Agaricales; Mycenaceae
Source: the annotation of a GenBank genome assembly